Messenger RNA from Lathyrus oleraceus (garden pea), 627 nucleotides. RefSeq lists its product as uncharacterized. The coding region runs from base 1 to 627 and encodes 208 amino acids. The transcript has a single exon. Gene Ontology annotation, molecular function: nucleic acid binding; RNA-DNA hybrid ribonuclease activity. The record is from RefSeq and is a predicted model, not a curated record. NCBI's taxonomy places the organism in Eukaryota, Viridiplantae, Streptophyta, Magnoliopsida, Fabales, Fabaceae.
AUGGACCCUAUCAAGUACAUAUUCGAGAAACCAACUCUUACCAGCAGAAUUGCUCGACGGAAAAUGUUGUUAUCAGAAUAUGAUAUCCAAUAUGUUGCACAAAGGGCCAUCAAGGGAAGUGUACUAGCAGAUCAUCUUGCUCACCAACCGAUAGAGAAUUACCAACCUUUGAAGUUUGACUUCUCAGACGAAGACAUCAUGUUUGUUAAAGACUCUGAAAUCCCCGAACCUAGCAAGGGAUCUGAACCAGAAGAACAGUGGACUCUCAUGUUCGACGGUGCUUCAAAUGUUAUAGGUCAUGGGAUUGGGGCAGUGCUGAUGUCUCCCAAGAAUUAUCAUCUACCCUUCACUGCAAAGCUUUGCUUCACCUGCACGAACAACAUUAUUGAGUUUGAAGCCUGCAUAUUGGGGCUAGAAGAAUCUAUUGAGUUAGAGAUUAAAAUCCUAGAGGUAUUCGGAGAUUCCUCUUUAGUGAUACAUCAAAUCAGAGGGGAUUGGAAAACGAGACAUGCUAACCUAAUUCCAUACUGGGAUUAUAUGCUGAAGUUACUCCCAAAAUUUGACAAAAUCACUUUCUCUCGUAUUCCUCGAGAAGAGAAUAAGAUGGCAGAUGCUAAUAUGGCCUAA